Molecule: messenger RNA, 1019 nt
Organism: Megalopta genalis
Lineage: Eukaryota; Metazoa; Arthropoda; Insecta; Hymenoptera; Halictidae
Gene: Mesh1
Product: Metazoan SpoT homolog-1
Molecular function (GO): guanosine-3',5'-bis(diphosphate) 3'-diphosphatase activity
Source: RefSeq, a predicted model, not a curated record
UUGCGCACUCUGUGCUCAACUUAUUGAACUAACAUGGGCUGUUUGCGUCUUGUAUCAUUGUCAUAAUGUUUUUGUAUUGCUGGAUAAAUUAGUCAUGGGAGACCACAUUUCUGAUGCCUCUGAUGAUAACCUAUUCAAUAUAACUGGGCAGUGUAAAUCAUGUAUCGUAGAAGUUCCAAAUUCAGAACUGUUAACACUUAUAAUGAAAUGCGUAAAUUUUGCGGCAAUAAAACAUAAGGAUCAAAGAAGAAAAGACCCUGCAGAAACACCGUACAUAAAUCAUCCUAUAGGUGUUGCAAAUAUUUUGAUUGAAGAAGGUAACAUUUAUGAUCCAGCUGUAAUUUUGGCAGCUCUUUUACAUGAUACUGUGGAAGACACAGAUGUAACAUUUGAUCUAUUAGAAGCUCAAUUUGGUAAAGAAGUAUCUGAUAUUGUUAAAGAAGUAACAGAUGAUAAGAGCUUAUCAAAAGCAGAACGUAAAAGAUUACAAAUAGAAAAUGCUCCUAAGCGAAGUUAUAAAGCUAAAUUAGUUACUUUAGCAGAUAAAUUACAUAAUUUAAGAGAUCUUGAAAAAACUGUACCAAAAGGAUGGACACAAGAAAGAGUAAAAGAAUAUUACAAGUGGGCCAAGGCUGUGAUAGAUGGAUGUCGUAAGACUAAUUUUAAACUAGAAAGAGAAUUAGAUUUAAUAUAUGCCAAGCGAAUAGCUAAGGAGAGGGAAAUAUGUGGAUGUAAAAAAAUUUCUAUAUCAGACUUUCUAUAAUCCAGUAAUUGAUACAUUGAAAAUUUAUUCAACAAGUAUAAAAGAGGAAAAUGUAUCUUUCUAAAAUUGAAAACAAUGUGCAACAAUAUAAUGAAUGUUAUUAAAUACCAACUUUCCUAAUAUUUGAAUAAUCAUAAAGAAAACGAUAUAAAAAAUAUAAAUGUCUGUAUACAAAGCUUGCAAAAAUAUUAUAUAUGUGGUGCAUAUGUAGCUACAGACUAUUUUUUAUAAAAUAUAUUUAUUAAGAUUCCCUAUA